GCUGAAAGCCUCAUCAGUUCCUCCCGCACAAAAUUUGAAUGAGAAGAGCACAGGUAUUGUAUAUAUCUAUUAUCUAAUCGAUCUAAUAUAAUCCAUUAUCUAAUACAGCACCUUCACCUGUUUUAUUGUAGGGCAAGGCGUGAGCAAAAGUGUCGCUAGUGGAGGGUGGGAACUUUGAAGGAAGCGAAGACUGCAGAGCGAAGCAGGAAACUUAAAAAAAAAAAAAAAAAAAGGCCAAAUGAGACGCCAGUGUUCGUCUUGCACGAGGAGCUCGGGAGACCCCGUCUUCACUCCCCCCACUGGUUUUCUGGAGGCCGAACGUCACACAGGUGUAUGCCCUUUCCUGCCUGGAGAUGGUCGCGACCCUGUGAGUUCCCCGACUUUGACGGACUAACUUGAUCUUCACUCGAACAUCAAAAACGCACACGUGCGCAGCGCAUCAAUGGCCAUCUGUCACGCCCCAGUGCUGAAGGUAACUCGCUCUUCAUGUUUGAAUUUCUAGGCACGGAGCUGGGACGACAGGGACACGUGUGUCCGUAUUGAGGAUCUGCGGUGUGGGAGAACUGUUUUUCACCGCUUUACCAAUCCAAUGCCCGCUGUUAACAUGAAUCUGUCGUUCACCGCAGCCAACCUAACCGCUUUGCAGGAGCCCGCGGUGAACAUCAGCCAGCAGCUGUGUUACCUGAGCAAAUCAUUAACCUCAACUUUCCUGCCUAAUGUGUAUGUGAUCGUUUUUUGCAUCGGAUUAAUUGGAAACUGUCUGGGACUGAGGAGUCUGUUCCGUAAUUGGAAGAGACUGGGUAACCUCAGCAUAUUUGUCCUCAAUUUGGGGGUGGCGGAUUUGCUGUACGUCUUCACCCUGCCUUUCCUGGUGCACUACUAUGCCACGCACCGACACUGGCCCUUCGGACCGAGCUUCUGUAAAAUAACGCGCUUCUGCUUUAAUUUGAACUUGUACGGGAGCAUCGGCUUUCUCACCUGCAUCAGCGUGUACCGUUAUUUGGGGAUUGUCCACCCCAUGGAGGUAAUGGGACGUAUCCGGAGUCACCACUCGCUCUGUAUUUGCGCACUGGUUUGGAUUUUGGUCAUAGCUGUAAUUUCUCCUGAUUUGUAUUUUGAUAAAACAUUACCGGGUUUAAGCAAUGGCAGUUGCUAUGACACCACCACUAACGAUUAUAUCUCCGCAUAUCUGUACUACAGCCUUGUCUGGACCACCCUGGGCUUCUGCGUACCGCUGGUCAUUAUUUUGAUGUGCUACGGACACAUCGCCAUUGUGCUCUCUAGAAAUAAAAACGUGGAGCCGUCGCUGAAGCAGAAAUGCCUGAGACUUGUCGUGAUCCUCGUCAUCCUGUUUGUGGUUUGUUUCAUUCCCUACCACGUCCUGAGGAACUGGAAUUUAAAAAACAGGAUUCUGCAGUUGAAGGGACAAUGCGAGCCGGCAUUCGACAGGAUCUACAGCGCCUAUCAAGUGAGCCGGGGAUUGGCGUCAAUGAACAGCGCCUUCAACCCCCUGGUCUAUCUGAUAACCAACGACGACUUCCAGACUCGAGUCAGCGAGUUUAGCCAGCGGGCGCGGCGAUCUGUGGCGCUCUUGAAGGAACGCAAAGGGCCCGAGGGACUGUCGGACUCGAACGAGGUGAAGACUCUGGACGUGUGCGGGCAGUGAGGGGGGAUCGGGGUGUGAAUUGAGCCAAGACGACACCCCGCCCUCUUUUCUUAUUCAAAAUGGUCCGCGUCCCGCAAAUUAGCGAACAUUUGACUGCGCUGAGUGCGAGAGACGAUGUGGGGACUUAUGGUAUUUACAUAGCACUUGGUCAAGGCUGUGAAGUUUCAAAGUACAACUAAACAGGGCAUCAUUAUGGUAACGUUUAUUUGAAACUCUCUGUGCUUUACUGCGAUUUACUCCUGUGUAUACAGCGCAUGAGGUGGAAAAAGUGCUAAAAACUCUAUUCAAGUAGACGUAUGCAAACAUUUACCUAAGUGAAAGUAAGUAACAUGGAAAAAUCUCAAGUAAAAGUCACUCAGGCAUUUUCCAACCCGCUAUAUCCUAACACAGGGUCACGGGGGUCUGCUGGAGCCAAUCCCAGCCAACACGGGGCACAAGGCAGGAACCAAUCCCGGGCAGAGUGCCAACCCACCGCAGGACACAGACAGGUCAAACUAAACUGAGCAUAUUGAAAACUCAUGCAUAAGAUUAGGGGUCUGGGCUUCAAGAUUUAAUCGGUGUUUUUUUUUUUUUAAUUCUGUGUGAAAGUAGAAUCUUAGUGGAUUUUAAUUUUUAUAAAUCUAAAAAGAAUUUUGAAAAGUUUAGACAUAUGGUGUGUGAAUGAUAUGUCAUAUGAAUGUGUUGAUGAGGAGAUACACUUUGUGUUGUGAUUUUUAUUCUCUCCCUUAGUUGAUCGGAGUAUUAUAAGAGUAGAUAUCAUUCUGUCUGGAAGUGUUUUUUAACAAUGGUUUAAUGAAAAGAUUAUUUUCUCGCAUUUCUGCCAUAUAGUUUUUCCUAAUGUGUGAUGCUUUUGUUUAGUUAAGCGCCAGCUCACCACAGGGCACACAUACACACACACACACACCCGGGACAAAUUAGGAUCGCCAAUGCACCUAACUUGCAUGUCUUUGGACUGUGGGAGGAAACCCGAGCAGACGCGGGAGAACAUGCAAACUCCACACAGGGAGGACCCGGGAAGCGAACCCAGGUCUCCUUGCUGCGAGGCAGCAGCGCUACCACUGUGCCACCCUCAAGUAAAAGUAAUAAAGUAAAAAAAAAUUCAAGUUAAAACAUAAUUUAAGUUACUUUGAGAAAAGGAAAAAAAACUAACCUAAAUUAAUAA
Erpetoichthys calabaricus (reedfish) is the source of this 2828-nucleotide messenger RNA. RefSeq names its product P2Y purinoceptor 1-like. NCBI's taxonomy places the organism in Eukaryota, Metazoa, Chordata, Cladistia, Polypteriformes, Polypteridae. Bases 590 to 1666 code for a protein of 358 amino acids. Gene Ontology annotation, molecular function: neuropeptide receptor activity. The transcript has a single exon. The record is from RefSeq and is a predicted model, not a curated record. Gene Ontology annotation, biological process: G protein-coupled receptor signaling pathway. Gene Ontology annotation, cellular component: membrane.